Molecule: messenger RNA, 2803 nt
Organism: Hippoglossus stenolepis (Pacific halibut)
Lineage: Eukaryota; Metazoa; Chordata; Actinopteri; Pleuronectiformes; Pleuronectidae
Gene: lmcd1
Product: LIM and cysteine-rich domains 1
Exons: 7
Coding region: 1-1164 (387 amino acids)
Molecular function (GO): zinc ion binding
Source: RefSeq, a predicted model, not a curated record
AUGGACGUGAGCUCAGCCAUGGAAAAGAUAUCUAUGAAGCAGACUGCAGGAGGAGCAGGAGAAGCAGGAGAAGCAGGAGGAGCAGGAGGAGCAGCAGGAGCAGGAGGAGCAGCAGGAGGAGCAGCAGUGUGUCUCGUAUGUAAAGAGAGCUGCUCUGGAUUCCAGCCACAUUCUUGGAGGAAGGCCUGUGUGGCCUGCGGCUGCAGCACGGUCGACCACGCCCCUGGAGGUGACCUUGAGGAUGACCAGCGAAUGGGACGCCUGCUCGCAGACUCACCCUGCUCCCACUUGACAGCGAAGGUCAAGGGAGGUGGCGGCCUUCGCAUGUACAAGAGGAACCGUAUGAUCGUGACAAAUCCGGUGGUGUCACGCAAAGACCCGACCUUCAGCACCACGACAUACGACUGGGCGCCGGCCGGCUUCAACCAGAAACUGGCCAUGACGUACAUGGAGCUAAUCCCGGAGAGUCUGCGUCCGGUCUCGGGGACUGAUGGAGCGUCUGAGCGACGCCGGCAGCUCCUCAGCCAGCUCCCCGCCUACGACCAGGACCCCAUGAAGUGUCAGAGCCUGGCCAGUGAGGAGGAGAUUUCCUCCAUGCUGCUGUUUGUGAAGAACUACAAACAGGAAGCGCUGGGCGUCGGAGAGGUGGCCUUACCUGGCGAGGGCGGAGCUCUGAGGGAAGCAGCCAAUCAGAGGACAGCGAAGGAAGCGAAGGAUCGCAGCAACAGUGAUAAGAAAGAUGGUCUGGAGCAUCAGGACCACGGCUCCACGAGUAGCAGCGCUUCCUCUGCUACUGGUUCCACUAACGGCACCGAUAACACCAAGACUGAUCAUCGGUGCUCUGGUUGCCAUGGCGAGGUUGCCACGGAGAGUCCAGCUGUUUAUGCUGAGCGUGCGGGUUACCAUAGCGCCCUGUGGCAUCCCACCUGCUUCGUGUGUUCAGAGUGUGGCCAGGGAUUGGUGGACCUCGUCUACUUCUGGUCCAAUCAGAAGCUGCUCUGCGGACGACACUACUGUCAGACGGUUUGGCCGCGAUGCUCCGGAUGUGAUGAGUUGAUCUUCUGCCAGUCUCUCCAUAAAGCGAAAGAUGGACGGACAUGGCAUCUUCAUCACUGCUGCUGCUGGAAGUGCGGACAAAACCUGGAAACCCCCUGUCAGCACUGAGACACUCAGUAUUAUUCUAACCAGUAUAAUGAAGCACUGCUCGGAAACCGAAUGACAACGUGACUCAGAUACAUUGAAGCAGACAAAAAGGCAAAGUAAUAUUGUUUAUUAGCUUGUUAUAUAACAAGCAAUGAAUAAAUAAUGGAGAAUAAUUUGAUAAAAUGUCCACUUGAUGUAUUUGCGUUUAUAAUACUAGAGAUUUUGUGUUUAAAGUACUUAGAGAAACAGUUUGUGGAUUUAUUAGCACUUGGAGUUCUCACAGUGACGGGAGCCAGAUGUUCUGUUUCAGAUACAAACUGAGAGUCAGAGGAGCGAAAUGAGACAUAUUAAUAAUAAAUAAUAUAAUAACAAAUCAUUUGAUUAGAUACAUUGUUAAACAAUUUUAACUUUAUGUCCAUUUGUAAAGUGUCGUUGUCAUUAUUAUCUUUUAUGGAGUCAAAAGAAAAAAAUUGAAGUUAAUUAAAAAGAGAUGGUUGUGGAUCAUAAUAAUAAAAUUUAUAAGAAUAUGGAAAUAACUCUUACUCUGUGUUUGUGGCUAACUGAGAGUUUUAUUGUUAUGUUAACAUUAAUGUCAGUGAAACUAAACCUAAAACCUUUAACCAAACGUGUUAAUGAUAAUUUCUUUAAACUACUUAAAUUUUUAGGUUUGGAUUUGUGCAGCUUUGUGUUUCACGUAUUAACAUUUAUUUCAAGCAGAUAUAAUCUUGUUGUUUAGCUCUAACCUCAGAGAACUGGAUAUUUAAAUAGCUGGAAAAGGCGUAACACUAAUUAGCAAUUAGCAAUAAUAGUAGCCUGCAUAGCUGAAUGUUUUUAUUAGAUUUCAAGCUGAAUGUUUUUAACUGACGUUUGGUUGUGUGUUGAACUAACAGAAAAAAAAGUUUAAAAAGUUUGAUUUUACCACCAAUUGAUAUGUGAUUUUCUUCAGAUUUAUUCAACAGUUUGGAUCUCUGCUGCUGCUUAAUGCUGCUUUAUUCAGGUUGUAUCACUCAUUGAGUUUUAUUUUCUAAACAAAGUUAUAAAAAUGAUAAUCCUACAGGUCAAUGAAGAGUGAGAAGAAUGUGUUGAGGGAAAUAAAAGUUUCUGGCCAAACAAAAUCCCUAAAAACAAGCGAGCCAGAAAUAAAACCGUCCUUACACAGACGGUAGCUUAACGUUAUUUCUAAGAUAUAAUUAAUGUCAGCUAAUAUUUGCUUGUGUUGUUUUUUUUUAAUCCUUUUUUUUUUAAUCCUUCCUUCCUUCCUUCCUUUCCUUUACUUUUCAAACGGAUUGCUGCUAAAAUGCUAACUCUUCAGAAACAAUGACAAUAUACUGUUUGACGUGAUUAGCUUAAGAUGUAAAAUAUCAACAAUACUGUUCAAUGCGAUGCUAUCGAAGACGUGAUAAUGUAGAAAGUUAAAUCUUUUUUUAAUAUAGAUUAUGGUUCCAUCAUGUAUGAGGUCUUUAGCGUAGCUUAGCAUUGAUGAAAUGUUAAGUGGAUGAUACAUUUUUUGUUGACGAACAUUUUCCUUCACCAGCUUUGGAGUGAAUGUUGUGUUUUGUCUUUAAAAUGUCUCACAUUUGUCGGAGGGAAGAGAUUUUUCUGCUGGUCAUGUUUUCUCAGAUGAUACAUUCAGAAUAAAAAAGUAGAUUCUGACCCAUCA